This is a messenger RNA of Geosmithia morbida, 105 nucleotides long. RefSeq lists its product as uncharacterized. NCBI's taxonomy places the organism in Eukaryota, Fungi, Ascomycota, Sordariomycetes, Hypocreales, Bionectriaceae. The record is from RefSeq and is a predicted model, not a curated record. Bases 1 to 105 code for a protein of 34 amino acids. The transcript has 2 exons.
AUGGCUCCUCUCCCGUCCGUCCUAGCCCGACGUCGUACGAACGUCCUCGGCAGCGGAUCCGGCGUCGCCGUUGAUACCUUACGCUGGUGCGCUGCAAUGAAUUGA